Messenger RNA from Diachasma alloeum, 1662 nucleotides. It is a transcript of the gene Gbeta5, whose product is annotated as guanine nucleotide-binding protein subunit beta-5. Gene Ontology annotation, cellular component: heterotrimeric G-protein complex; cytoplasm. Gene Ontology annotation, biological process: G protein-coupled dopamine receptor signaling pathway; G protein-coupled receptor signaling pathway. The transcript is spliced from 4 exons. NCBI's taxonomy places the organism in Eukaryota, Metazoa, Arthropoda, Insecta, Hymenoptera, Braconidae. Gene Ontology annotation, molecular function: protein binding; signaling receptor complex adaptor activity. The record is from RefSeq and is a predicted model, not a curated record. Bases 306 to 1355 code for a protein of 349 amino acids.
AGAGGCAGGCGCGCGCGCCCGCGCCGAUGCGCUGAGAGACGCUGCGCGUCGCGACGUUGCAACGCGAGUGUUUCUCAUCAGUUGUGACCCUUUACAUAUACUAUUUUCAUAUUUCCCUCGAUUGUGACACAACAAUCAUGAUGUUGCAAAUAUAAAGAAGAAUGUGGGAAGAUUUGUAGGCAAUCUAAGGAAGAGUGACCUCUCUGCCGUAGUAAAACUAAAUAAAUAAAUACAUUUGUUUCCUUAUUUUUUCAUUCAUUGACAUAUUAUAAAAAGACUCUUAAAUAAGUAAACAAAAAAAAAAUAUGGAUGCGGCUACCGAGGGAGAGCAGAUUGAGAAGCUGGAGAAGGAAGCAGAGAGUUUAAAAGUUCGUCUCGAUGAUGAGAGGAAAAAGCUUAACGAUGUUACACUGUCUGAAGUAGCAGACAGACUCCAAGCAAUCAAUUGUAUAAACGUAAAGCCACGAAGGGUGUUGAAGGGACAUCAAGCAAAAGUUUUAUGCUCCGAUUGGUCACCGGACAAGCGCCACAUAGUUUCAUCCUCUCAAGAUGGCAAAAUGAUAAUUUGGGAUGCAUUUACAACGAAUAAAGAGCACGCUGUUACAAUGCCCACAACUUGGGUAAUGGCGUGUGCAUACGCACCCACUGGAGCUCUCGUGGCAUGCGGUGGUCUUGACAACAAAGUCACUGUCUAUCCACUGAGUCUCGAGGACGAUGUUACAACGAGAAAAAAAACAGUCGGUACUCACACAUCUUACAUGUCGUGCUGUGCAUUUCCCAACAGUGAUCAACAAAUUUUGACUGGCAGUGGAGACAGUACUUGUGCACUGUGGGAUGUAGAGAGUGGACAAUUGCUACAAAAUUUUCAUGGCCACUCUGGCGAUGUCAUGUCCAUUGAUUUGGCACCGAGUGAAACUGGCAAUACAUUUGUCUCGGGAAGCUGUGACAAAAUGAUUCUCAUUUGGGAUAUGAGGAGUGGACAGUGUGUGCAGAGUUUUGAGGGACACGAUUCCGAUGUUAAUUCUGUGAGAUUCCAUCCAAGUGGCGAUGCUGUUGCAACAGGUUCAGACGAUGCAACUUGCCGCCUAUUUGAUCUACGAGCUGACAAAGAGGUAGCAGUUUAUGCCAAAGAGAGUAUUAUAUUCGGUGCAAAUUCCGUUGAUCUGAGUGUCAGUGGGCGUUUGUUAUUCGCUGGAUACAAUGAUUACACUGUCAACAUUUGGGAUACAUUGAAAUGCCAGCGUGUCGCUCUUCUCUAUGGACACGAAAACCGUGUUUCAUGUUUACGAGUAUCACCGGAUGGUACUGCCCUUUCCACCGGUAGUUGGGAUACUACCCUACGUGUUUGGGCUUAAUUAUAAUUAUGUCUUAAAAAGUCACUAUAUGGAUUGUUAAGUCUAAUAAUUAUUCUCAUGAAAAAAGUACCAACGUGCAUUUAACUAAUAAUAAUAAUAAACAAAGAGAAUAGAAAAACGUUAUUGCGUAAAUGAAGUGCGUGUAGAGUAAUAUUUAUGAUUCAUGAAAUUAUCAAUUUAAUUUUGUUUCGCUCGUCGAUAGUGGAAUAUCUGUAUUGUAUUAGGCUGGUCCUAAGUUCCAUAUUUCACAGAGUCAUUAUCUGUAUAAUAAUUUUUAUUAGAGAAUAACUAAUAAAAAAUGUGUAAU